Coffea eugenioides is the source of this 1032-nucleotide messenger RNA. RefSeq lists its product as uncharacterized. The coding region runs from base 1 to 1032 and encodes 343 amino acids. The record is from RefSeq and is a predicted model, not a curated record. The transcript is spliced from 3 exons. NCBI's taxonomy places the organism in Eukaryota, Viridiplantae, Streptophyta, Magnoliopsida, Gentianales, Rubiaceae.
AUGACUGUUAUGGGAGCAUGGAAUGUCAGAGCUACUUUUGUUUAUGCUAGUAACUCUAUUGAUGAAAGAGAAUGCCUGUGGCAUGACCUAGUACAAUUAAAUGUGGACAACAACUACCCAUGGAUUGGUUUUGGUGACUUCAAUACGGUACUAAAAAUGGAUGAGAAGAUUGGGGAACUUAUGGAUGGCAUCCACCAAAUUUGCUGGAAGCUGGAUCGGGUGUUAGUUAAUUAUGGAUGGAAUAUGAAACUAGGGGGCACAGAGGCUUUGUUUCUCAAUCCAAGUAUCUUUGACAACUCUUCUAUGGUCAUUACUCUUUGCAAGGGUGUCUCUCGCACCUCGAGACCUUUUCACUUCUUUAACCAUUGGGUGAAACAUCCUACCUUUAUGGGCACAGUACAAUAUGAAUGGGCUACUCCAGUGAUUGGUAAUCCUAUGUAUAUCCUAACUCAAAAGCUUAAACGUUUAAAAAAUCGUCUCAAAACUAGGAGCAGUGAAGUCUAUAGUAAUGUAUCUGCAAGGAUAGAGGAUCUCAGGAAUCAACUUGCUAUGGUUCAACAAUCACUUGAUUUGCUACCUAUGGAUAGAGAGUUACAAGUCAAGGAAUCAAGCAUAUCUCAGGAGUUAUUUAAGGCACUUACUAUAGACGAAUCAGCUCUUAGACAAAGAUCAAGAGGCCUGUGGCUACAGCUUGGAGAUUCGAACAAUGGUUACUUCUAUAGGUCUUUUCAAUCUCGUAGAGCUCACAACAAAAUUUUCAGGAUCAAGGACAUGUUGGGGAGGAUGUUAGAAGACGAGCAUGACAUCAAGCAAGAAGCUAUCAGUUAUUUCCAACAACGUUUUACUCCUCCAGGCCAACCUUCCUCCACUCCCCUUGAGGUCAACCCAUCUAACGUACUCAAUGAUGAGCAUGUUGCUUGGCUUUCUAAUGAUAUCUCCUCAAAUGAAAUCAAGAAUGCUCUCUUUAGUAUGAAUGGUGACAAAUCCCCAGGACCUGAUGGUUUAACUGCUUGUUUCUUCCAACAUUCAUGA